Molecule: messenger RNA, 3466 nt
Organism: Corythoichthys intestinalis (scribbled pipefish)
Lineage: Eukaryota; Metazoa; Chordata; Actinopteri; Syngnathiformes; Syngnathidae
Gene: klf6a
Product: Kruppel like factor 6a
Exons: 4
Coding region: 237-1100 (287 amino acids)
Biological process (GO): regulation of transcription by RNA polymerase II
Molecular function (GO): DNA-binding transcription factor activity, RNA polymerase II-specific; RNA polymerase II cis-regulatory region sequence-specific DNA binding
Source: RefSeq, a predicted model, not a curated record
GCCAGUAGCUCUCCAUCUAGUCCGGUGCAGUGUUUGCAAAUACCUUAAACGCCAAGCGAGAGAAGAAGGAGGGGGACGGAAGGAGGUUGCUUGAAAACAAGCGCUGCUUCGUUUGCGUCGCAUGCGAGUUACAGCAAGGGACACUCUUCACUCCGUUUCCUCUCUGGCUUGAUUUUUUUCUUCCUCACAACACAUUUACAGAUCAAAUAGGGUUACUUUGACAGAAGAUCGGGAAAAUGGAUGUUCUACCCAUGUGCAGUAUCUUUCAAGAACUUCAAAUAGUUCACGACACAGGCUAUUUCUCCGCCUUACCGUCACUGGAGGAGUACUGGCAGCAGACAUGCUUGGAGCUGGAGCGCUAUCUACAGAGCGAGCCUUACGUCUCCACUCCUGAUCUGAAGUUUGACGGCCAGGAGGACCUCUGGAGCAAGUUGAUCUUGGCCUGUGGGGAUAAGGCUAAAGUCGAGUCUGACCCCAAACUUCCCCCGGGCCCCCAAGAGGAGGACAAUCACGAUAGCCAAAUUUUUGACACCAACAGUGUGAAUUCGGAUGCCAGCAGUGAAGCGUCAGACAGUUCUGAGGAGCUCUCGCCCAUGCACAGCUUUAUCUCCAACCCUCUCGGCUCUGCCCUGGUCGGCUCUGGACCUUUUAGCCCGUCUGUGAUCAGCACUCCACCGUCCUCGCCAGAGGCCAACUCUGAGCCCAGCGGUGUGGUGAGCGGAUGGGUCGGCUUACACGGCGACUUGCACUUGCCGGCUAAAAUCCGGAGCAACGGUGUGGCCAAGAGUUCGGAAAAGACGGGACUCACCUGCGGGGAUGUUUCACCGGACGGCAGGAGGAGGAUACACAGGUGUCAGUUCAACGGGUGUCGCAAGGUUUACACAAAGAGCUCCCAUCUAAAAGCACACCAGCGCACUCAUACAGGUGAGAAGCCGUACAGGUGUUCAUGGGAGGGCUGCGAGUGGCGUUUUGCACGGAGUGACGAGUUGACCAGACAUUUCAGGAAGCACACUGGGGCAAAGCCAUUUAAAUGCAGUCACUGUGACAGAUGUUUCUCCAGGUCUGACCAUCUGGCUCUUCACAUGAAGAGGCACAUCUGAAGCCGGGGUGAGCACCAAACCAAGCAACACAGCGGAGGGCAAAAGUUUUUUUUUUUUUUAAAGGGGAAAAAAAAACACAGUCUCCCUACCAGUCUCUUGGUUGAACUUAUCCCGAGUGGUGGGAGUGUGUUCCAGCCAAAGCAUGCUGUUUUGCACCAUACUGAAAACCCAGUGCCUCCGGGACCUCACUUGAGAGGAGGGAUGCCCUGAAGGUUGCAACAAGUGGACAAAAUCAUCAAUGUUAGGGAGCAAGAUGCAGAGAGCGAUUUUUGAUUAAAACGGUCAGGAAAAAAAAGAAGAAAAAAAUGACAAAAGAAUGAAUGAUUUUGUUUGUAUGGUGCAUGAUGUUUCGGGGAAAUUUCCCCUAUCGGACAGCUGAUACACUGGUACUUUGCAAAAACUGUCUGAAGUGAGCACGAAUGUACUGUGAAUGACUGGCAUCGGCUGCCUGCCCUCUUCCGGGAAGAAAUGAGGAUUCUGGGAGGGAAGAAGAGAGGAUGGAUGGCUAGUUGGAUGGUCUGAAGGGGCUGGCACCGACGUUGCUGUGGACUGAGUGGGGUUUCUGGGGGAAACAUUCCAGUUAUGUUUCCCCAGUGGCAGUCUGUCUGGCACCUAGACUUGGGGGUGAGAAGUUUUUCUAUCACAGAAAAACAAGUCACCUUUCUGCAUAGACCAGGACCGAAGCUCACCCCCAUGGUCGCUGUAUGAGAUGAGUUUUGUUUUUGUUUUGGUGUUUUUUGGUGCAGCUACUAAAUGUGCAAUGUGUUAUGUAGCCUGAUUUCUUAUUUUUUUACAAGCUACAAAGCUUCAUUUGUAGUCUAAUUGUAUAAGCUGUGUGCUUAGAGGUAUAACACAACUAUAUCUUCAGUAUCAUAGACAGGUGUUGCAUGGUUCUAGGGUUUUUUUUCUUCCAUUUCCCAUUUCCACUAUAAUCAGGACUGCAAAUAGUUUCAAUUAGGGUGCAGCUAAAAUGCAAAUGGUUAAAAAAUGUUACAAUAUUGUACAUAAAGCCUUGAUGAUUCCCUCUUUUUUAUUUAACCAAAUCCUUCUCAUUCCUGUGUUCAUUUCACCAAUGCUUGCUUGUUCUAUUCAUUCAUCUUCUGCCUUGGGGUAACAAUUUUGGAAUUUUUUUGUACUUUCUUUCUAUCUAAUAAUGCACUGUUGACCUGAAUGGUGCCUUAUGCAAGUGACUGCCCCGAGGCAGUGGUUGAGCACUUCCCUCGGGAGGUCGUAUUUGUUUAUAUGGGUGAUUUGACAAGCUUGAUCAAGGCUCAAUUACAAAUGUCUUCACUUUGUGUUUGGUGACAGCGAUCUCUUGUUUCUUAACUCUGGUCAUGAAAGUACUUGUUUUGUUUUUGAGUCAUAGCACAGAUUUAGCUACAAUUCUGUAAAUACGUAAAAUGCUGUAUGUUUAGAGCACUUAUUUUUUUUUUUUUUGUUAUUAAAGAUGUCAACUACUGUGUAGUAUGUACUGAUGUCCAUCAAACACAGCUCAAAAGGUACAAAAAGACCCCACCAUCAUUUUUAAGUUGAUCCUUUUCUCACUAGCCCCCCUUCUUUUUGUCCCUUUUAUGCCUGCAAGUGGGACUGAAGAAACGGCUAAAGAUUUAUUGUAAUUAACAGGCUGCAGUUGGACAGGCCUCGCCUUGUAGUGCCUCACAGUAAUGAAUUGCUAAAGGCUUUGUUGGCAUGGAAUCUGUCACAGACUGCUGACUGUGGAGGUUGGAUAUUGACCUGUCUGGGAGCGUUGUUUUAGCGAGGCAGCAACAGUAUUAUGAAAAUCAAAAGCGUGAUCAGGCCCUAAAAGGAGAAAGGGGGUGGGGAUAAAGAUCAACCAUUGACAGCGCUUGUCAAAGUUAAAUCAGAAGACCGAGACAAAACGCUAACUGCCUGAGUAUUAUCCGCAUCUCGAGUUGCAAUAGAUACUUGUCUAAAGGCAGAGGCCGCAAUUCACGCAGGAUUAAACGAUCUAUGCCACCUUGCCAAAAGGAAUCGGAUGUCGUGCUGCAAUAUAUAGAUUUCAGACGGGCGGGUGCACAAGGACGUGUACAAACUUGAAAAUACGAUAGAUUAGAGAUAGCUGGCAGCCGAUACAGUUCAAAUCGUAAUUGAGCCUUGAAACAGCUCUGUUUGCUGACAUCAUUUUCACUCGACGUCGUCUUUCAUGCCACUAUUCCAGCUCUUCUGUCUCACACAAACACACAGCUUUGUUCUCAACUGAAUCUUUGUAUAAAAAGGAAAAAAAAACUUUUGUAAAAUUGUUAUGUUUAUGCUUUAUGAAAUUUUUAUUUGGAAUUGUUUUGCAAAAUUGUUAUAUUUCUGUAUGAAUGUAUUUUUUAUUGGAAUAAUAAGAAAUUCUUAUCUGA